This is a messenger RNA of Aspergillus nidulans FGSC A4, 831 nucleotides long. RefSeq lists its product as uncharacterized. NCBI's taxonomy places the organism in Eukaryota, Fungi, Ascomycota, Eurotiomycetes, Eurotiales, Aspergillaceae. The transcript is spliced from 3 exons. Gene Ontology annotation, cellular component: nucleus. The record is from RefSeq and is a predicted model, not a curated record. Gene Ontology annotation, molecular function: nucleic acid binding; RNA-DNA hybrid ribonuclease activity. Bases 1 to 831 code for a protein of 276 amino acids. Gene Ontology annotation, biological process: DNA integration.
AUGGUUAUCACAGACCGAUUAACCAAAGGUGUGAUACUAGAAGGAAUGUCAGAAACUGACUCUGAGAGUGUGGCCUGGGCACUCGUACGAGUACUUAUAAGCAAACACGGGAUCCCGAAGGCUAUCACCUCGGACAGGGGAAGCCAGUUUACAAGUGAUACAUGGGCCCGCAUAUGUACCCUGACAGGGAUCAACCGCCGGCUAUCUACAGCCUAUCAUCCUCAGACUGAUGGAUCAACAGAGAGAAUGAACAGCACAGUGGAAACCUACCUCCGCAUGUAUACCUGCUAUGACCAGAAGGACUGGAACAGGCUACUUCCACUUGCAGAGCUGGCAAUUAAUGGCCGUACAUCAACAGCAACAGGGGUCAGCCCCUUCUAUCUAAGCCAUGGCUACAACCUCAGCCCAUUUACCCCUACCGAGGAGGUAGAGCAUCUAGCUGAAGAACCAACCAAGAGUCCUAUCCAGAAAGGGGAAGCCAUCGUACGGAAAGUUAAGGAAGCCCUAGACUGGGCUCAAGCCUCCAUGGCCUAUUCCCAACAGAAUACAGAGAAUCAGGCUAAUAAACACAGGAGCCCGGCCACAAACUACCAAGUGGGAGAUAAGGUCUGGCUAAGUCUGAAGAACAUCCGUACGGACCGACCCAGGAUCCAUCCAGUCUUCCAUGUGGACCUGCUUCGGCUGGCUUCAUCAGAUCCACUUCCUUCCCAGAAGAAUGAUGAUAGCCAGCCCCCUAGCAUCAUGGUGAACGGUGAGGAAGAAUACAUGGUAGAGAAAAUCCUGGACGAACGUCGCAGGAGAUACGGGAGAGACUUCAGGACGGCUCACUAA